AUGGCUUUUCUCGGCUUUCGUAGGUUUCCUACACCGAUCGUAAAACCUAUGUGGCCUUUUAUGGCCAGCGCAUCUAUUACACUUUAUCUUCUUCACAAAAUUGAAAAAGCAGGACAGUCAGUUUCUCCAUAUGAUGUCGAUCCUCGCAAUCCACGGG
This is a messenger RNA of Racocetra persica, 157 nucleotides long. The record is from the annotation of a GenBank genome assembly. NCBI's taxonomy places the organism in Eukaryota, Fungi, Glomeromycota, Glomeromycetes, Diversisporales, Gigasporaceae.